GCCGCUUCCGGCCAAUGAAUGGCGGCUGUUGGUAGUUCGGUGUGUCGCUCCUUGGAGGCACGAUGGACGAGGACUUUUUGCUGGCCCUGCAGCUGCAGGAGGAAUGGGGAGCGGAGGACGAGGAGGUGCGGGUUCAGACGCUCUCCUCUGAUCCUCCGCGGCCGCUCUCACUGAUGGACGAUGCCUGGGAGUUGAUGGACCCCAACCCGGACGUUCGAGGCCUCUUUCUGCAGUUCAACGAGACCCUCUUUUGGGGGCGCCUGGCGGCGGUAGAAGUAAAAUGGAGCCCGCGCAUGACCCUGUGUGCUGGAGUUUGCUGCUAUGAAGGUCAUGGAGGAAUGUGUUCCAUUCGACUAAGUGAACCACUUUUAAAAUUACGGCCAAGGAAGGACCUCGUGGAGACUCUUCUGCAUGAAAUGAUUCAUGCCCUGUUGUUUGUUACUAAUAAUGACAAGGAUCGCGAGUCUCAUGGUCCAGAGUUCUGCAAACAUAUGCACCGGAUAAAUCGCUUAACAGGAGCAAAUAUUACGAUCUAUCAUGAAUUUCAUGAUGAGGUGGAUUUCUAUCGUCAGCACUGGUGGCGUUGUAAUGGGUCAUGUCGAAAUAGGAAACCUUAUUAUGGCUACGUAAAGCGUGUAAUGAAUAGGGCGCCAUCUGCCAAUGACUAUUGGUGGGCAGAGCACCAAAGGAGCUGUGGGGGAACAUUUACCAAGGUCAGAGAGCCCGACAACAGCUCCAAGAAAGGCAAGAAGAAAGAUGAUCAAGCAAAAAUCCUUGACGAUGGUCCACGAAAAGCUCAUGGAAGCAGCAUACAGACCAUAAUACCUUUUAGUGGGAAAGGAUAUAUUCUUGGAGGAAAAAGAAGUGAAUCAUCAUUAGAGGGAGCUGUAAGUCCAAGCAUUAAGAGCAGAGAAUUGCUCCAGUCACAAUAUCAUUCACCUGCUGAUUCAUCUAGGUCAAAUCCUAAAAAUGAAAUCAAAUUUGAGAAAAAUGUUUCCUGCGCAACCGUCUCCUCUCCAUUUUCUCCAAGCGGUCCUGAAAAUAGCUCUGCUUCUAGUACCACAUUUCCUAGAUUUUCAGUUGCUAACCGUAAGGUUUAUACUAAUGUUAAUGGCUCACCAGUUAAAAAUACUUCUUUGGGGGGGCAAAGGUCAGAAUCAAGUUCUACAAAGGCUCUAAGAGAUAUACCUCACAAAAGGGCUCCAGAAAACACAAUUUCUAUAUCAGCUACAAUGACUCCAAAAUCCCAGUCACCAUCUCAGAGAAACAGCAACACCCAGAAUGGUGGCCCAGCAAAACGAGCCCGAAUGGAAGAUUCAGUUAUGUUUGUCAACUAUUUUUUAAAGAAAGGAGAACUCAAGGAGGCUAGUUCUUCUAUGAACAAUACAGCUAAAUCAGCAAACUCAGAAACAUCAAUUAGUAACCAAAAUAGAAACGUAUAUUGCCCCGUCUGUCAAUCUGAAGUUUUGGAAACCAAAAUCAAUGAACACUUAGACCUCUGCCUCUGAAAUCUUCUAAUGUGGUUUUCAUCUAAAACUGCUUUGCUCAAGAUUUCUGUAUUUGUAUGUAUUUAUGCACUUUCUGUCUUUUACGUAGAAAAGUUUAUAUUUGAUUUUGUUUUGUGCAUGAAACUCAAAUGUGCAUUGAAUUUGUGUAAAACGGGUCCCCAAUCUGCAGUUCGCGGCCCACUACCUGGCCAUGGGCUAAUCACCACUGGGCCACGUUAGGGGCCAGCCGGUGCACCUGUAUACAGCUGCACUACAUGAGCCUCCUAUGAGCCCCAGUUGCACAAACCUCAGCGCUUGCAGCCUGUCACGCGAGUGUCAACGUGGGUGCUUGUGGCCCCACUUGCAUGAGCAUUGUGAUGGGCAUGUGUUGAUUUAGAAAAACAUCUACCUGAUCAAAAAUUGCAAAAGACAAGUUAUAAUCAGUCUUAACCACUUGCUUGAGCCUUGCCACAAACAUCACAGGCGCUAUGCACACACAUGUGCAUACUCUUGCCCUUCCACAAAAUCAUCCCCUUUCCCCACUCUGGGCCACCAACCUGGAAAGGUUGGGGAAUUCUGGUGUGAGAGACAUGGGAUUGUUUUCCCCUGAAUUUGAAAGCUGAUAUCAUAUUGUAAAGAAUACUGGCUACUUUUCUGUUUCACCUAAAGAAAUGGCUCACCAAGUAUUUGCUUUAAAAUUAUCAUGUCUGCUUUUUAUCACCCAAUUUAUAGAUUUUGGCUGGAUUUCCAAAGCUUUUUUCUGUUGAGUUCAGAAGGGUUAGACUGAUUUUUGAUCAGGUAGAUGUUUUUCUAAAUCAUAAACACGUAGGGAACACUACCAUUUCAUUUAUAAAGUGCCUAUUAAAGUGAUGUAUGCCUACUAUUUAUUAAUAACUUUUGAAACCUAUUUCCUCUGAGAUGGAAAUAUAUUCUUGCACAUGAGAGUUGUCAGCCAUUUGUACAAUUAAAAAUAAAUAGCUUUUCUGAAAUCAUAUAUGAACAGAACUCUCUUCAAAAAUAAAUCAUGAAUUUCAUAA
Molecule: messenger RNA, 2524 nt
Organism: Thamnophis sirtalis
Lineage: Eukaryota; Metazoa; Chordata; Lepidosauria; Squamata; Natricidae
Gene: SPRTN
Product: SprT-like N-terminal domain
Biological process (GO): DNA repair
Cellular component (GO): nucleus
Molecular function (GO): single-stranded DNA binding; polyubiquitin modification-dependent protein binding; metalloendopeptidase activity
Source: RefSeq, a predicted model, not a curated record